AACCCAGAUUUGUCAUCACGAGUCCGGUUCGUACUUGAUCGGCGAAGCCAGCAUAGCAUUUGCCUUCCCAUACCGCGGCGUUGAGAAGCCCUAGCAGUCGUCCGAGAAGCCGGUAGCCCCUCGUGAUCGGCCUUAACCCUGGAGUCGGUUCCCAGCCUCCACGCCGGCGAGCAGCCAGGCCGAGUGCCAUGGCGCCGGCCGCACUGCCUGCUUCCUUUCCCCCGACCCCAAUCCGAAUCUCACCCACCCUAUCCUCUCCCCAUUCUGCCGUAAACAACCUUCUCCCCUUUCCGACCGCCUCUCUUUUUCUCCACGGCUACAUCGCUGGGCUGGAACACGCGCCCCUCCUCCCACUCCGGCGAAGUCCCUCCUGCUUCACUCGCUGCACCACAAGUACCUCUCCGUCGAUCUCCAAGGCCACCUCCGUACUUUUCUCGCAAGAACUCGGUCUUGAUGAACGGGAGGUCGAAUGUCUCCUCCAGAAGCAUCCAGAGCUGGAAUUGGCCUCUCCAGAAUCCCUCCACCGCCGCUUACUUUCCCUCCAAUCCGUUGGAAUCACCGGGCUCGGCCUCCACCGGACCGUGGCCCGACGCCCCAAGACCCUAACCUCACCGGAGGUUGGACGCUUCAUCGAUUUCGUCCACAAGGAGCUCGAGGGACUCGAACCCGCGAAGCUCGAGCGCCUGCUGGUCUCCUCCCAUCCCCAAUUCUUUCCGGCAUUCAGCGCGAAGGUCAGGCUGCUUGUGGAUCACGGAAUGCCCGGUAACAAGCUGGGGCAAGUCCUCAACGAUGUGAACAUCUCGAAGGUCUUCGGCGCGAGACCCAUCGAAGGGCUGGAGCGGAUGAUUGUUUUCCUGAAAGGCUACGGCUGGCCGGAGUUAAUCGUCCGCCGCCCUUCGCUUCUGAAUCUGGAUCUCGAAAACCAGCUGAUCCCGAGGGUCGACUACCUCGCUGAGGUCGGCGCGGGAGACAGGGAGGCCACUGGGCUCAUAAUCAACAAAUGGCCUGCUAUCUUAUCCUGCACCGUAGAGCACUUCCGAUCCCACAUAGAGUUCUGGAGAUCCAUUGGCCUCGCCGACAAAGAGGUCUUCAAGAUUGCAAUGGUGUAUCCCCAGAUCUUCAGCGUAAGUAAGGAGAGGAAGUUGAAGCCCAGAAUAGAGUUCCUCCACCAAUGCAAGAUGAAUGCAGAGGACAUCUCCAAGUUCUUGAUCAAGGCCCCUCUCUUCGUUAGUCUUUCCUUUGAAUACAACCUCUCGAAGAAGCUGGCCUUCCUUGUGAAGAUCGGCUACAGACACCGCACCAGAGAGCUGGCCUUGGCAGUGGGCGCGGUAACGAGGACGAGCUGCGAGAACUUGCAGAUGGUGAUCGAUCUCUUCUUCAGCUAUGGCUUCUCCCGUGAGAAUGUGUUGACAAUGAGCAUGAAACAUCCUCAGGUGCUGCAGUAUAACCACGAGUCAAUGGAGAAGAAAAUUGAAUUCCUCGUCGAGGGGAUGGGAAGAGAGAUCGGAGAGCUCUUGAUUUUCCCUGCUUUUCUUGGCUACAAGCUGGAUGAUCGAAUCAGGCAUCGAUAUGAAAUGAACAAAGAGAUUAGGGGGAAAGGGAUCUCAAUCAACAAGCUCUUGAGUUCUCGAUCAAGAAGCUCUUGAAUGUGUCCGCCAAGACAUUUUACUCGCACACAAACUCUUCACCGUCUUGGUACCGAAUAUCAAUACAGUACCGUAUGCAAUUUUUUGAGUAUACCGAAUGUCAUUAGCCAUCGGUAUCGGUUCCGAAUCGGUAUGGUAUGUCUGGUACUGUUCAGUUCGGUAUGGUCGGUAUACCAUGGCUGAAGCAUGAUAAAAAUCUGCGCCGCAUCUUUUUCAUUUUGUAGUUGGAUUAUUCAUGAAAUCAUAAACAUGAUGAGCCGGAAAUAGAUUCUUCAUAUCAAGCAAAUAGUUUGAAAGAAUAUUCUGAGUUUCUGCUAUACUACUUCUGUUUCAAUGAGUAAAACAAAUGAAUAUAAAA
This is a messenger RNA of Phoenix dactylifera (date palm), 2004 nucleotides long. Its product is annotated as transcription termination factor MTERF8, chloroplastic-like. Gene Ontology annotation, molecular function: double-stranded DNA binding. Gene Ontology annotation, biological process: regulation of DNA-templated transcription. Lineage: Eukaryota; Viridiplantae; Streptophyta; Magnoliopsida; Arecales; Arecaceae. The record is from RefSeq and is a predicted model, not a curated record.